Messenger RNA from Fusarium graminearum PH-1, 345 nucleotides. RefSeq lists its product as uncharacterized. The transcript has a single exon. NCBI's taxonomy places the organism in Eukaryota, Fungi, Ascomycota, Sordariomycetes, Hypocreales, Nectriaceae. The coding region runs from base 1 to 345 and encodes 114 amino acids. The record is from RefSeq and is a predicted model, not a curated record.
AUGGGACGACGAGAUACAUACUCUGAACCUCCUCGAGGUCGCCGACAAUCUCGUCGACAACAUCCAGAGGCUCGUCGCGAACACAAACAAUUCCAAAAAGAAAGAGGCUUUGACUGGACACCAGGCCUUGUCCUCGCACUCAUCGGCGCUGUCACUUUUUUCAGCAAAGACUUCGACCGGUACAAGCACAAGCACGAAUGGCGUGAUGAGGAUAGCCAGGACAACAGAAGCAGAGACGAUGGCAGAGGGAGGAGGAGGUAUCGAUCAAGCAGUCGGCGUCCAGACUACUACGAAGAUGAUGACGAUUAUUAUUAUGAUCGACGGGACAGAGGGUAUAGUCGGUGA